This is a messenger RNA of Castor canadensis (American beaver), 770 nucleotides long. The record is from RefSeq and is a predicted model, not a curated record. NCBI's taxonomy places the organism in Eukaryota, Metazoa, Chordata, Mammalia, Rodentia, Castoridae.
AUGACUAGAGAGUUGGAUGGGAAGUGCUUGAAGCAGAGAGCCCUGGAUGGCGGCUAUCAGGAGCCUAAACCCAGAUCACCUGACUCUGCCGUGUCCCCACAGGGCGUCACCUACUGUGGAGAAAGCUCGGCCAGCAGCCUCACCAUGGCCAAUGUGCCCUGGCAUGAGGAGGUGGUGCACUUUGUCGGCGAGCUGGUGGAUCUGAUCCCCGACUACGAAAUUGCGUGUGAGCACGAACAUUCUAAUUGCCUCCUGAUAGCUCACAGGAAGUUUAAGAUUGAUGGUGAAUGGUGGACGUGGAUUGACUAUGACCGCUUUCAGGCACUCAUCCAGCGGUACGAGGACAGCGGCGGAGCAGAGACCUUCAGUGCACAGGAUUAUAUGGCCAAAACUCCUCCCUGGGCAGUGUUUGGAGCCAACGAAAGAGGCUUUGAUCCCAAGGACACAAGACAUCAGAGAAAGCACAAAUCAAGGGAUAUUUCUGGAUGCUGAGCUUAUCUGACCUCGGGAUGCUGAAGGACAAAACCUGGAUGGCGCACAAGUUCUUGGAUGCCCAUGACUUUUCCAAGGACAAUUGAUACAAGUUCCUUUUCACAGACUUGAGAUGCAAGUCACUUAGCUGGGACUCAGAACCCGGGCCCUUUCCUGAUUUUGUUUCUGAGGAAAAUCAUUGAAGGGAGCACAGUCCUUAAGCUAUUGGAAUUUAAUAAUUGUUGAAUUAUAUUUUAGUAAGACUUCCUAAAAUGCUAUCCAUGAGAGUGUCACGUUCA